UUUAGUUGAUGCCUGGGGUGUAAGGACAAAUUCAUGUAGUUCCCUCCCCGUUUCGUCGUUUGAAACGUUUCUGCAACAGAUCUGGCGAUGUCUUCGCUUCUGUUAUUUUAUUAAAACACAGAAGGUGGUCUGAUCUAUUUGAGUUAUGUAAAUCAACAGCUGCUCAUAACGGCAGUCCAGACUCAGGCCAGCGGAGAGGUAGUCUGGAGAGCUUGUACGGGAACAGGGACAACUUGUAUAACUUUUUUUCUGCGUUUCAAAUGAGUGUUAAUUGAUGUCUGAAAGGGAGCAGCUUUAUAAUCUAGUCUACUGAUACGGUGUGAUUGGAUUUACCAACACAGAGAGAUGACUCGUAUUAAAGAAGCGUAAAGAUGCCAUCGUGGAUCAGGCUGGCGGUUCUCCUGUCUGCGCUGACAGUCCACUGCUUUCUGGACGGGACCUGUCCACGGAGAGACCCCCCUCCCAGGGUGCUGGUGGUGUCCCCAGGCAGCGUUCUGGUCUUGGCCUGUAGUGGUCAGGUGGAGGUGAACGGGCUGGAGGUGAUGGUUAACAGGGCCAAACACACCAGCACCACCGCUGGAAAUGGAAAAUACACCAGUGUCAUUACCGGAGUACACCCCACCACUGUCAGCACCACAACAGACACCACAUCUAACAGAACCACUGUCAGCACCACAACAGACACCACAUCUAACGGAACCACUGUCAGCACCACAACAGACACCACAUCUAACAGAACCACUGUCAGCACCACAACAGACACCACAUCUAACGGAGCCACUGUCAACACCACAACAGACACCACAUCUAACGGAACCAUUGUCGGCACCACAACAGACACCACAUCUAACAGAACCACUGUCAGCACCACAACAGACACCACAUCUAACGGAGCCACUGUCAACACCACAACAGACACCACAUCUAACGGAACCACUGUCAGCACCACAUCUAACGGAGCCACUGUCAACACCACAACAGACACCACAUCUAACGGAACCACUGUCGGCACCACAACAGACACCACAUCUAACGGAACCACUGUCAGCACCACAACAGACAUCACAUCUAACGGAACCACUGUCGGCACCACAACAGACACCACAUCUAACGGAACCACUGUCAGCACCACAACAGACACCACAUCUAACAGAACCACUGUCAGCACCACAACAGACACCACAUCUAACGGAGCCACUGUCAACACCACAACAAACACCACAUCUAACGGAGCCACUGUCAACACCACAUCUAACGGAACCACUGUCAGCACCACAACAAACACCACAUCUAACAGAGCCACUGUCAGCACCACAACAUACACCACAUCUAACGGAACCACUGUCAGCACCACAUCUAACGGAACCACUGUCAGCACCACAACAGACACCACAUCUAACGGAACCACUGUCAGCACCACAACAGACACCACAUCUAACGGAACCACUGUCAGCACCACAACAGACACCACAUCUAACGGAACCACUGUCAGCACCACAACAGACACCACAUCUAACGGAACCACUGUCAGUGAUAUAAAAGACGACAGUGAUAAUGGAACUACAGUCAGUGCUAUAAAAGAUGACAGUGAUAAUGGAACGACAGUCAGUGCUAUAAAAGACGACAGUGAUAAUGGAACGACAGUCAGUGCUAUAAAAGACGACAGUGAUAAUGGAACGACAGUCAGUGCUAUAAAAGACGACAGUGAUAAUGGAACUACAGUCAGUGCUAUAAAAGACGACAGUGAUAAUGGAAUAGACACAUUUUCUACUGGAAAGGACACUAUUGUCCUUACCCUAACAGACACUCCUGUCAUAAGCUGGACAGAUGAUACCGGGACAGACAGUAAGAAGAAACCCGUCAUCAGGAACACUGGUGCAGGAAACCACACUCUUACUGUGAGAGAAGUUAACAAAGGGAAUGUGGAAGAUGUAACAGAGGAGGAGCACAAAGGAGGAGGAGAGCAGAGGGAUACAGGGCGGAGUCUUUACACUGUCAAUCAACCAGGACAUACAGAUACACAGGAACUAUUUCCUAUUACUGGGACAUCGCUCCAACCAACCAGAGACAGCGGAGUGGGAGGGGCUGACACUGAGCUGCCCUCUAAUCGGUGGACUGAUGCGAUGGACAAUGAGGAUGACUAUGAGGAAGAGGAGGAGGGAGGGAGGAUGGUGAGGGGGCUGAGAGGAAGGUCUCAGUGGAGACUGAACGGGAGGCCGCUGAGAAGAGGAGAGGAAAGAGGAGGAGUAGUGGUGUUAGGGAGGAGAGGCGCCACUCUGACCCUGCCCUCCCUGGCGGUGGGUGACUCUGGGAACUACAGCUGCCACCGCGGAGGCAAACUGGUCUCCUCUCUGAGGGUGAGCGUGGCAGUUCCCCCAGAGAGGCCUAAGCUGUCCUGCUAUAAGAGGUCACCCAGCAGUAAGAUCCGCUGUGAUUGGACAGCCAGUCAACCGGUGACUCCUGUCCCUCAGUGCUACCUCCUCCUACAGAAAGGUCUAUCAGGGUCAUUCUCUCGUGUCAACUGUUCCUACUCCGUCCUGCUGUCUCGGUGUUGGUGUGCUAUAGGUCAUCAAGAGAAGGAGAGUAGAGAGCCACACCUGGCUUACCUGUGUGUCACCAACACUGCUGGCAACACCACCAGCCCUCUCCUAGACUUCACACCUCUGGACAUUAUUAAUCCAGACCCCCCCAGCUCAGUGGUGGUGAGGGGUGUGGAGGGGCAGGAGAGGAGACUGAGGGUGGGCUGGGCUGUUCCUCACUCCUGGAAAGAGAGAGACCGCUAUCACGAGCUGCUUUAUGAGCUCAGAUACCACACCAUGCCACACGGAACACAGAUAAAAGGGACCACCACAGCCCGGUUCUACACUAUAACAGAUGCGUUGCCAGGAGUACAGUACCUGAUCCAACUCAGAGCUAAGGAAGAGUUUGAUGGCCACUGGAGUGAAUGGAGCACGGCUGUCUACGCCAACACCUGGACAGCCCCUGUGCCAACUGCGUUCAGCGAUCUUUCUACUGUUAUGCAGGACUACACAGACGACACAGAUUCUGGCUCUGGAAUGACAGAAGAGACAUCAGUCUCUGAGUCUCGGGGUGAUGUAGAGGUGUGGCCUCAUGUCCUGUGGGUGGUUGCUUCCUGUGUGCUGCUGUCCAUCACUCUGUUGUCCACCUACCUCUACAGACACAGGGAGAGGUUCAUGUCUAAACUGUGGAGGUUGAGUCCCGUCUCCUCCUCUCCUGCUUGCCCCUCCCCCCCAGUCACAGCCCUGCCUACCCAGGAAGGACAUGCCCUCGUGAACUUUGACCACCCAAUCUACGGGGAACCUGUCCCACAGGAAGAAGAGUGGAAGGAGGAGGAUGAAGAGGAGGAGGAAGAGGAGAAGGGGAAAGUUAUUCGCUUUAACAACACAAGCUAUUUUCUGGUCCAGAGCAAAUGAUAUGCCUGCUGUUAAAACAAACCCCUUACCCUCUAUCCCAGGCCCUUACCGCUAGCCCCCUGUUCCCCUAGUCCAGGCUGGAGAAGCCCUGUUAUUUCACUGUUUGGAUGUGUGCAGUAUUUUGUUCUCAUUGGGGAAAAUGAGUCAGUAGAGUAAUGAUGUAAAUAUUAAUUUGUGCGUCUAUAAAAAAGUAUUGGGUUUUUGUAAAUAAUUUUGUCAGAAUGAAAUAAAUAGUUUUGAAUACAAA
Molecule: messenger RNA, 3681 nt
Organism: Oncorhynchus masou masou (cherry salmon)
Lineage: Eukaryota; Metazoa; Chordata; Actinopteri; Salmoniformes; Salmonidae
Exons: 10
Coding region: 372-3434 (1020 amino acids)
Biological process (GO): cytokine-mediated signaling pathway
Cellular component (GO): external side of plasma membrane
Molecular function (GO): protein binding; cytokine receptor activity
Source: RefSeq, a predicted model, not a curated record